Messenger RNA from Lymnaea stagnalis (great pond snail), 1688 nucleotides. NCBI's taxonomy places the organism in Eukaryota, Metazoa, Mollusca, Gastropoda, Lymnaeidae. The record is from the annotation of a GenBank genome assembly.
CCGAAACUGAAGACUUCAUGCUCGACCUGCCAGUUACGGGGACGAACUCUGGCGCCCUCUACAGAAACAUUUAUUGCGCCCUGUGUAACGAGGAGCCGUUCACACCUUGGUCUGUGCACAUAGAAUGUCGCGGCGAUGAUCCCAGUUUUAAACUAGGCGCAUCAUUUCGGGAAUUACUGGAGCAUCCGAGUUGUAGUUUGACAUACCGACCACCAUCGAAUACGAGUCUCCAGUAUCGCCCAUGCCUUGCCGAAGUGACCAAGACGUGCAGACACCCAGACGCAGUUGCCGACGAUGUCAAAAAAGCCUGCCUGGAAAGCAAAUCGAAUUCUUUGGUGUACCGAAUAAACUACGCGUUUGCCAACCCGUUUUGUGCCAUGUGUUAUCUUGGACACAUGAAGUAUAUCACGUGCGCAAAAAUCUCGGGUAUGCCGAUUCUGAUAUCGCACGAACCCUAUUCGUAUUCCAUUCUGCUGGAUUUCACCAAGGGUAUCAUACUUUCCAAAAUCGGCCAACGCGUACAUGUCGUGGAAGAGAGAAAUGUGAAAUGUAGCAGCAAUGCUAUCUACGACCCAAUUCUGUCUGUGUGCAAAGACGUCGAAUGUCCUGACGGAUGGAGAUUUACACAAACCGAAUGUGUCUUUGCAAGGACGAGUUCACCUGCACGUGGUCAACUCGAUACUCUGGAGACGCUGAAUAGAACCGUCUGCGCAAAAAUUCGUUUAAAUGAAUCUGAAUAUGAACUGAAUGAAACUCAUCUUUAUUUAACCAAACACAAUGUUGCACUUGAGCCGGGCAAUUUUGAAACAUCUUCAUUGGGAACUUUUAUCUGUGCUAAUUACCUAGGCGACGUAUUUGAUGAUUUCUCCAACGCUGGUCAAAUAUCGCUUCCACUCGCCAGUUCAGAAGGCAUAAUCAGCGCCAUUGGCAUGAGCGUAUCGAUUGUGUUUAUGAUGAUCACAAUAUAUUUCUAUAUUUCUAUUGGAAGAGUUCGAUCCAUCCCAGAAAAGAACACGCUGUCCAUGAUGUGUGCGUUAAUCCUUGCUAACACUCUACUGCUGUUCGGCUCACUCACUUCUUCCGUGCCGUUGCUAUGCAAACUUGUGGCUGUCGCUAUGCACUACGCCUUCCUGUCUGCGUUUGCGUGGAUGAACGUCAUGGCAAUAGACAUGUGGGGCACGUUUUCCUCGGGACUGCACCUUCGGGAGAGAUUUCACAAACUGUUCGCAAAGUACAGCAUCUACGCUUGGGGGUGUCCUGGUGUUAUCGUCGCUACGUCGCUAACACUUGACCAACAGGCUCGAAACUUUCCCGCCAGCCCGCGAUACGCAGCCAACAUUUGCUGGAUCAACUCCAAACUCGGCCUGCUCAUAUUCUUUGCCGCGCCGCUAGCGGCCAUCCUCGCCGUCAACGCCGUACUCUUUGUCAUCACCUCCAGAAUAAUAAUGCGCUCCAGGAAAGCGAUCGAGGUGUGCGGGCCGGUUAGCCUGAAGCGACAGAACCUUCUGACCAUCAACAUUAAGCUCUCGGUCAUCGUGGGCCUCGGUUGGGCACUGGGCUUUGUCGCGGCCUUCUGGGAGUCAUCGGUUGUGACUUAUCUGUUUAUCGUACUCAACUCCCUGCAAGGAUUUUUCAUUUCCCUGUCGUGCAUGUGCUCGACUAAAAUCCGGAAGUUGAUCCGAGUGAGA